UCGACUUUGUUCACCUCUUAAUCAAAAAAGCUGGAACUUCAAUGGCUCUAGAGAAGACUAGAUUCGAAACCAUAACCCCAUCUCGUUUCAUCACCUUCACUUUCCCCAACCCCUCCAACUCAACCACCCUCCUCCGCGUCGCCGUCCUCGACACACCUUUUCAACUCACCGGCUCACCCCGAGUCGCCGCCAUGCUCGUCCCCAAACAACGGGAGUCCGACUGGAUCUUCUCCACCGAGUCCGGUCACCUCCAGCUCCUGCUCAGCUCUCCCGGGAUCGCCCGCCUAAUCCUCACCGGCAACCAGCCCAUCAACGGUCACCAUUCACCGGCAAUCUACCACCGUCCAGCUAGAAACGACUCGUCGUGUGAUGGCGAACUCGGGGUGAGUUUGAAACCUCUUUUCCUUGCUUUAUCUCCUAAGUCUUGCUUCAAACAUGGCACUCUUGAGAUACCCAUUUUGAGUUAUGAGGAUAAUGUGAUUUGUAGUGUGGUUUUGGAGAGGUGUGUUGGGUCUUUGGUUGGUGAAAUGGUGGUGGAAGAUGUGGAGAUUGAGAGUGGUGGUGAGGCUUCAAAGAGGGAGUUCAGGAGGCGUUUGAGGUUUAAAAGAAUGCCCAAUUUGGUUCAAACGGAGGUACGUAUUGUUCCCAACAUGGGUUUUGGUUUGGAUUAUGUGGAAAUCGGAGAAGUAGAGUUUAGGCUGGAUAAUAGUAUUUUAGUGCACCCUUAUUUGGUUCCUAUGGUGGCAAGUCUUCAGUUGAUUGCUUCUUAUAUUGAGGGUCGGAUUCGAAGUGGGUUUAGGCCGAAAGCUUUGUGUUUAGGAGUUGGGGGUGGAGCUUUGCUUGGAUUUUUAAAAGCCGAACUGGGUUUUCAGGUUGUGGGUGUGGAGGCGGACAAGGAAGUUUUAAGAAUUGCUAGGAAGUAUUUUGGACUGGAAGAUGGUGGCGGUGAGCAUAUCAAUGUUUGCGUUGGAGAUGCAAUAAAAGUUAUUGAGAAACUUGCGGGUCGAGGUAAUGGACAAACUUCGGGUUCUUUUGGUGCUCAUGAGAUAGUGGAUGAUUGUGCCGUGCUCGAUGGCAAUGACAUUGAUUCUAAAUUUGAUGUAGUGCUAGUUGAUUUAGAUUCAAGUGAUGCUGGAGAUGGUAUAAUUGCUCCGCCAUUUGAGUUUGUUAGGAACAAUGUUCUUUUGGCUGCGAGAUCAGUUCUUUGUGAUAAUGGGAUCCUUGCUAUAAAUGUUAUUCCUCCAAAUAGAUCAUUUUACACAACAUUGAUACAGGAGUUCAGAGAAGUUUUCCACGAGUUAUAUGAAAUCGAUGUUGGAAAUGGGGAAAAUUUUAUUCUUAUUGCUCUUGUGUCCCCUGUUACAUCUUCUACCAGUGAUUGCGAGGAUUGCUUCCUUAACAAACUAAGAAUGGUUAUAUCAGGAGCAUACAUGAAUUCUAUAAAGAAGAUCUGAGAUGGGGUGCAAAGAGAAGGUGGGAUGAUCAACCCCUUGGGACCCAAGCAAUGUUCUUGGGAACUCCUUAAGUGCUCCCUGGAGGAGAAUUCCAGAAUUUAGGUAAGAGGUUGAUUGGGAUAGCAUGCUGGAGAGGUGUUUUUCGGAAAUGACAAAGCGUGUGGUGGUGGCAUCGAAUGUGGAUGUGGUCCUGGCAAAGAGUUGGAUUAUGGAAAACAACGUCAACGGGAUUUGUUUUCUCCUUGUCUAGUGAUUACAAGUCUCCCAGUGUGGAAGGGUAACCAGGGAAACCCUCUGUCAUUCAAUGAGAAAACUUGGAUCGAUAGUGAUGGUACCACUUUGCAAGUUCGCUAGUUGAACCCAGUUGGAGAUCAUAAUUUGGUCAGAAGCCCUUGAACCAUUGAACUUACAUAUUGAAGCAAAGGAUAAGAGGCACACCUUCAUGCAAGGUAGAGAACUGUGAUAUUAAGACUUGGAAGAAAAUUCACUGGUUGCCUUUCUAGUUGUUAUUUAUUUGCUCAUAUCAAUUGGUGUAACUUGCAUCUUAAAAUCGAUUUCUUGCUUUUUAGAAAGUUUCUGAUGUUUCAUCCUUCCAACCCCAUUACCUCCCGACAUUAUUUCUGAUGCAGAAUGCAUAUUAUUAGUUUUCCUUA
Molecule: messenger RNA, 2107 nt
Organism: Prunus mume (Japanese apricot)
Lineage: Eukaryota; Viridiplantae; Streptophyta; Magnoliopsida; Rosales; Rosaceae
Product: S-adenosyl-L-methionine-dependent methyltransferases superfamily protein
Source: RefSeq, a predicted model, not a curated record